Aspergillus saccharolyticus JOP 1030-1 is the source of this 5230-nucleotide messenger RNA. Its product is annotated as THADA/TRM732 family protein. Gene Ontology annotation, cellular component: cytosol. The transcript has 10 exons. Bases 127 to 5034 code for a protein of 1635 amino acids. Gene Ontology annotation, biological process: tRNA methylation. Lineage: Eukaryota; Fungi; Ascomycota; Eurotiomycetes; Eurotiales; Aspergillaceae. The record is from RefSeq and is a predicted model, not a curated record.
AGAUAAUCGAUAAUAUUAUCUAGAUUUGAAGUUGAAUUGUCUUUGUCGGAGGUGGUUGCAUUUGCCCGGAUAUGCGAUCUCCUUAGAAGACUGUCCAUGGAAGGGAAAGCAAAUUCUGCGGGCCCAAUGGCCGCCGCACUCAUAGAGAUGGAGCCCAUCGCGCAGCAGAUGCACAUCUUGCCGGAAGACACCCUCAAGCAGAUCGGCAAGGGUGCCUUGGUGAAAUUCACUCAGGCAUGCGAUGACACCGAGAAAGUGAGCCGGGUCUAUCAUAAUCUAUUAGACACUUAUUCAACUGCAUCUCUGUCGCAUUCUCAUACCACCGCCGCUUGUAAUGCGCUCAGCGCCUUCUUAGAUGCUGCUCUUGUUUCCCAUCAUGACUCCACAAGGCAACUUGUGUAUUCCGACGAGACCUGGUUGUCUGUCUUCGAGGUCUUUAUGACUCGAUACAAAGAUGCCAAGCCUAAGCCCAUGAAGCAGGUCAUGGAGUCCUUGGUCCUGCUCCUGGCUAAGACCCGCAAGCAAUUUGAUAGAAGCUCACUUCAAAAGAAAAUCGUCGAGCUCACGAUCCCUAGUAUCCUACUAGGCGAACCUCGCGCUCGUCUCAAAGCUUCUUUCGCCUCGCUGGAGAUGAUCGUUCGCAAGAAUGCAAUUGCCCCUUCAGAGCUAAUCUCAAUCCUCGACCAGUGGCUCCAUACAAACCAAGAAAGCUGGAUCGCUAUGUACCAGGCUGAUUGCGAGGCUCUUUCGAUUGACGUCUUGCCCUACAUCCACAGUGCCGCAGGACAAGACACAUCGAGAACGACAGUUGAGAUUUUUAUCCUCGGCUUAUUGGCACGCGCCACCAAACCGGAGCUUGCAGCCUCGUCUGGUGAUCUCAUGGCAGCUUUCCUUCAGAAGAUCAAGGCUACACCGGGACUUAGUCACCUGCUUUCCAUCUGGGUGGCACCUGUUCGACAUGUCACACUGAGAACUCUUGAUGAUCUGGAGUACAUGUCGAAUUACAUUCUGCAGCCUUGUUUCGAGGUAGACGCAAACGGUUUUAGAGAUUUCAUCGAGAAGUUUCCUCUUCAAAGUCUGCUCGCUGGUGACAUGAGCGAUGCCCCUAUCGCCGAUUUCAUGGUCUUGUUUGCUUCUUUGCAGGUAGGCAAGAAGAUUGGACUCGUUCAUGAAGAUCAUUAUGCUGGCAAGCCCAGCUCCACCGCUGCUGACGCCGACCGCGCCCUUGUGUUGAAGAGUGAGGUGAUUGGACAAUUUCUUUUCCACCAUGAUAUGACCAUCAGGAUAGCGACUUUGUCGUUGUUGAUUAGUGCACCCUCGUCGACCAAGGCCGUCUCAUCCGCCACGAUGAGGGCCAUCGUGAACGGACUGCCAUCUCUGCACUGCGAAUCGGAGUCUUAUUCAAGAGGAGAGGUAUUGAGCCUGAUUCGUAAACUGGUUGUCCGUUUGAAAGGUGGAAUUCUGGAGGAUCAAGACAGAUUGAAGGGUGAGAAGGCCGCCGCAAAGAAAAGCACUCAGCAUGACUUUUCCGGUACCUCUGUCACCGGGAAAUGCUUGGCUGAGUACUUCAGCUUCCUCAAGGCUGACUUACGACCCACGGCUUCAUACCCACGCCAUAUUGCUGCGCUGAAAACCCUCAUUUUCUUUAUCGAAUCCGGGCUGGAUUCACGAUUCAGCGCUACGGAUAACAACAAAUCUCGUUGGGCCUGCAAUAUGAACAUUUUCGAGCCCACUUUGCUCCGGCUACUGGUCGACCUUCUACUUGACCCAUUUGAGGAAGUGCGCGCGACGUCUCUUUAUCUGCUGAACUUGUUCCCGCGGGAAGUUCUUUUCAGCAUCGACUCGCAACCGCAGGGCGAUCUGCAGACAGGCGAACCUCAAAUCAUUGAUGGUUUGUCAAAGGCAGAACAGCUGGCAAGCAACACUAGCAGGGCUGAUUAUGCAGAUACUGUUGCUCGUCUUUACCACAUACUCUUUUGCUCUGCAGCCUUGGAAGAUAAACCCACUUCUGCACCGUGGUGGGAAGCCAAGUCCACAGUGGUCGAGUAUCUCCUAACCAAGCUAGAGCAGAAACUCUCCUCCGCGGGCGGUCUUUUCAACUCCUCUAUGCGUGAUGCGCCUCUGCACGGCCACAUCUCGGCGCUAAGGUAUAUUGUCGCAACACCAAAUUUCUAUUCGUUGGUAUCCGAUAAGACCACAAACUAUGACAAGUGGAGGAGGUACCACGUCAGGAUCGUGCACGUCUGUGACCGGAUUUGGAAUGAAGUUCGGCCUGUCCUGUGCAUCGACUCUCCAGAGGGUCAUACGGACGAGCCAAUUGAGGAUUUAGGUGUCGGGCCCAAGGACAUUCUUUCCUAUUCUUGGCGCGCACUUCGCGAAUCAAGUCUCCUCCUUCAUGCCACACUCUCCAACAAAUCGUACAGCCCCCCAGGUGACAAUGGAUUAACCGAACAACAUUUCGACAACUUGGGAAGUCUCAGCUUUGUCCAGCUGGCUGAGCUCCGACACAGAGGUGCAUUCUCGACGGUGUCGCAGACGUUCGCGACCUGCUGCCAACGCUGCGCCCAAUCGAGCGAUCCAGCGAUAUCUGAGUUGCCUCAUCGAUUCUAUCAGGAGGCCAAGAAAACUAUCUUCGAAUCGGCAUCCAAGCUCACGCGUCGUUCAGCUGGUCUUCCCGCGCUGGUUGUGGGAAUCCUGUCGUCGAAGCCAGGCGGGCCACUCUUCCAGCAGGUUAUACAAGAGCUCCACGAUAUUUCCCACCUCCCUGCAGAACAAGACAAAACUAGACAAGACACCCCAUUGCCUCAGGUCCAUGCUAUGAACUGUCUCAAAGACAUUUUCACCAACACCAAGCUCGGCCCUCAUACUGAACCCUUCAUCAUGCCUGCGUUGCAUUUGUCGGCUGAGCGUCUUGGUUCUCCCAUAUGGGCUCUCCGCAACUCUGGUCUCAUGUUGUUUCGGGCUCUCUUGACACGCAUGUGUCGCACCGGCACCGGGCUGGGAUUUGGUGGUGAAUCUGGAUCUGAGCCCGGCGCCAGAGUCUCCUUUCAGAAGUAUCCUGGCUUGUUUGAACUUCUACCCACUCUCCUGAAUCCGUCUGAGAAGAAUAAUUCUACUGAUCAAAGCGACACGGCGAUGGUCACCGAACGUGUUUUCCCGGCCUUGGAGCUGAUUGCCGAGAAGGUACCUUAUGUGACUGGCGUGGAAGACGAGAUCUUGCGGGGCCUAGUCCGCGUACAGCUCAAGAGUCCCGUUUGGGGUAUCAGGGAGCAUGCGGCUCGGGUCUACGCGUCUUUGCUGCAUCGCGCGGAUAUAUUGACCAACAUCAAGACCUUACUAAGUGUUGAGCGAGAUACCAAGACGCAGGAUUACCUCCAUGGCGAAGCGUUGUGCAUCAAAUACUCUCUCCGUCGAUUUGCAUCUAGCUCGGACGCUUUUUGGAACGAGAACAUCGAUCGAGUUUGUUCCACGCUACGGGAUGUCUUCGCCGCAUCAUUCCCUCUUGCGGAGUCUCCAUUCAUUGCGACCACGCUUCUGGAGAUUUUGAGUGAUACGGUAGAGAAGAGCAUCGAUUCGGGCUCUGAACACACGGUGGCUUUGACUAUGGAUUCUAUGACCGUCAAAUAUGCCUUCCAGGAUAUCCUGGAUUUCGUACUCGACUCAUCACAUCCAUCCUGGAAAUCUCUCAGCACCACCCGUGCUUCGUCCCUUCUCCGCCGGGCGAUCUCGUGGGUCACAAUGCUGCACAUGCUUAUCGCCGGCAAGGUCAAUGAUCUUGAACCCUUCGUUCGUACGGUAUCGAACUUCGACCUCAAUGCCGGCCAGUGGUUGUUGGAAAGAGUGCAAGAGAUCUUCGGGCAGAGGGAGCAGUUUGGAAAGACGUUGAUCGGUCUGUACUCUGCUGUUAUUCUCGGAGACUACCCUGAAGAGGUCAAGGCGGUCGCCAUUUCCUGCUUGGCAUCGAAGCUGCAAGCAGUGUUUGACUUCCACAACGAAGCUCUUCCCCAGAUUGAUCUUCCAUGGGGGGCAUUGGAAGGCCAACUAAAGCAUGGCUCGAGCCAGCACAUCUGGAACCGGGAUAGGUCUGACGCUGAACUACAACUGCAUGGCAGUUUACUUGCUGCAAAGUCUAUUGCUCUGAACAACCAGAGCUCUGAGAACGACAUCAAUGAGUGGACAACUCGCCUUCGCUUUGCGAUGCGCGAAGAAACAGAGUACACCACGCGACUCGCUGCGGUGCUCUCUGUGUCAGCGUUUGGCCGCAUCCUGCGUCCUGCAGGCAAGGCACCACUUACCGACAAGGCGUUCCUGGAUAUUUACCUGGUUCUUUACGACAUGCUGAACGACGACGAUGAAGAGCUGCGUGAUCUUGCCGCCCCAACUGCUUCCUGGGUUCUUUCCUACUCUUCCGUGUCCCCGUCCAAGGCCGUCGCUCUGUCACCGUCAAAUGCUAGCGAGCUUCUGUCCGCUUUCAUCGCCCAAAGUUACCACAACUCGCAGCGCCUUCGUAAGAAGGCUGUCGCCUAUAUCGUUGGCUCCGACUCCCGGAUCAGUACCUCCGCCGCUCAGUUUGUGCCUGUCUCCACGACCCUUUCCAACCUGCGCAAGGAAAGCACAAUCUUGUUUGAGGAGGAGAAGCAGAAUCUGUUCAUCGACGACGUCCGUGAAGUUGAUGUUUGGACCACGCAGCUGGUCCGCUUGAAGGAAGCGGCGUACGACCAAGCCUCGAUCCAGGCACUUUACACAUGGGUGUCGGAGGGGCUAUCGUGCUUUGGAGAUGUCUUUGCAAAUCCCGCUGAAAAGGACGGACUGUUGGGCUGGGCGUCCAAGCCUGAAACAUUCACCUUGGGCGUACGUUUGCUUGGGUUGGCGACUGUUGCGGUCUCUAAGGAUUCUGCCGUCUCUGGACUUUUGGGACAGGAGCGCGUCACUGAGCUGAAGGAGAAGCUUCAGGCUUUGCUUGCGCACGGCAAAACAUCUUUGAUUCAUGAUGAUUGGAUCUCGCGGAUUCAAGAGGCAUUGGAUUCCUUAUGAUAGCGUGUUGCUUAGAGGUUUAGAUAAAAUACAGCGGAGGGUGUUGGGUGGUUGUAUCAAUAACGAUUCACUUGCACGAACGACGACUUUCCAAUAAGAGAUUUCACGAACUAAUUCUCAUAAUUGCUUCCUAGCUCACUGCCAUGGCAAUCCCCACUCGAUCAAUGUUCACCCUUCCUUUCACUCAUCACAAAAC